AUGAUUCAGAAAGAGCUUCUGGGCUUGAAAAAGAAAGCCCUGGCUCUGAGAAGGGAAGGACGAUUAGAUGAUGCUGAAGAAGAACUGAAGAAAGGCAGUAUUCUUGAGCAUCAGCUUGAAGAGAUCGAAAAUGGUUCUAUGCCGAAGGCAAUGCAUGGGACUGUUGGCACUGGCAGUAAGUAA
Messenger RNA from Prunus armeniaca (apricot), 183 nucleotides. The record is from the annotation of a GenBank genome assembly. NCBI's taxonomy places the organism in Eukaryota, Viridiplantae, Streptophyta, Magnoliopsida, Rosales, Rosaceae.